AUGCUUAGCUGCUGCUCGGAGAAGGGGAAAGGCCGGGAGAGAGGUGGAACGGAGGAUGCGGAGGCUGACGACAGCAGCGUGAUAAUCCAACGGGCUGGAGACAGAGUCCCCUAUGAUAACGAGGCCGACUCGACAGCCAAAAACAGGAGCAGAAGAAAACAAGACAGGACUGUCACAAGCGAGGUGCGCAAGCACACAGGUAAAUGGACCAAAGGAUUUUUAAAGACAAGCGGAGAGGUUUUCAUCAAGCAGAGGUCAUUGUCUCUGCUUUGACUUCUAUCUGAUACCUCUUCACUCCCACAUCUCUGGAAUUCAAGAGGUCCUGGAGUUUAAAGGAGUUGUUCCACCAUCACUCUUACGCAUCGUAGUUCACCUCCCAAAAAUAAAGACUUCCUCCCCUCCUCUUAUCAACAAGCUGAGGGCAGGGAUCACACAAGGUCUCCUCUUGACCAAACUGGACCAAGAGCAAGAUAAAUACUGAAGGGUGUUAUGUCUUUUUUUUCACACCCUCCAGUCAAUAUAUGACACAGCAGCCACUUAAAACAUGAACUUGUUUGGGUGAGAAACGGCCAAGCGGAGCACAGGAUAUAGUCUCCGACAACACCUCUUGGACCUUUCUGAACUGCCUGUAAUCAUUCUGAACACACUCUGUGAAUGCAGAAAUCCACCAAGUUGUGCUGUAUGUACAUAUUCGAGCAUUUGUGUGCACGUAUGACAUAAAAUAUUGUGUUAUAGUGGUAAUAACCGAGUGAGGACAUAUAUUUGUGCUGAAGUGUUGCAAAUCUCUGUGUGUGCUAUAGGGAUUGAUCAGAAACAGCUCAACUCGAAACAACAAAAAGCCAUCUUUAGUAGUGAACACUGGUCGGUUAAAGUAAACUGGAUUGUGAAAUCAUCUCUAUAAAUUAGCCAUCUCUGAAUAAGACUAAAGUAUUGUGUUGCUCUGGCUGAACUGUUCUAUCAGUUUUUUCCUCAUAAAGACUCAGGCUGACAGUUUUACCCGCCAGGGGGGGGUUUAGAGGGAAACAUGAAGGGAACAAUCCGCCCCCAUGUCCCCUCUAAUGGCUGACUUCGAAGUAGGAGUCCAACCUUACUUUUGCGCCGAACUUGGCAGGGGUGUGCAGUUCUGAUCAGAGCUCCAGCCCUUCUCUCUCACAUCUCCUGAGGAGUGCGAAUGUCCUGCCUCAGACGUCAGCCAAUCGCCAUCCCCAUGGACACCGUCAAAAUAAUCCAAUCGGAGAAGUUUCCCAGAGAGUGCCCCGUGCCCGUCACCCAGCCGCGGUAUGCUCCGCCACCCAGAGUGGCGUGGGACGGCGGCGGCGAGGGGGAAAUCAUCGUCAACCAGGCCUGCAGUGACCUGACCCUGGACAUGGUGGGUUCCUCGAGACCGAUGGUGUCUCCCCCGGCCUCAGUGAUGCGCAGGGAGCAGAGCUUCCUGGCGCAGCGUAAAUCCAGUGCCAACGAAAUCUGCUACCACCAGUUCCACUACAAGAUGGACGACGUCAUAGUCAACCAGUACGUGCUGCGCUCCUCCUCCACCUCCUCCUCCACUUCCUCGUCCUCUUCCUCGGGGCCCGUCAUGCCCUGCGAGCCCCUGGACUGCCCCACCUGCGGUCACACUUACAACUUUGCCGGGAAGCGUCCGCGCAUCCUCUCCUGCCUGCACUCGGUGUGCGAGGAGUGCCUGCAGAUCCUCUACGAGUCCUGUCCCAAGUACAAGUUCAUCUCCUGCCCCACGUGCCGCCGUGAGACGGUGCUCUUCACUGACUAUGGCCUGGCUGCCCUGGCCAUCAACACCAGCAUUCUGAGCCGCUUGCCCUCUGACCCCAACGGGCCCGUGCAGUGGGGCGGGGAGGCCGACCGCAGCUGCUACCAGACUGUGCGUCAAUACUGCCAGUCAGCCUGCACCUGCCAGAUCGCCAACCCCUUGUCCUCCUGUGGCAUCAUGUAGACAAGGGGGGCCCCUGCAGGCUUGACUCGAUGCUGCUCCCCACCACCUUUCUCGUCAACUAUAAGCUAAACCCUCUCUGCCAAACCCCUUCUCACACACAUGCAGUGAUUAUCUCCCUCCAUAGAUGUUAACUCUCUAUAUUUAAUAGCACAGAUGGAUGCUGUGUGGGACUAAUGGAUGCUGGUGACUCGGUCUAUAUGGUAAAUAAAUGUAUUUUAUGUAUGGACUGGAAACUAAUUCACCCUUUCUCAUUUGGUUGGACGUGUUUGUCAUGACAUCUCUUUACAUGGGAAUGCCAGGGGAAGUCUGUCCCCCCCAACCUAGGUGAAUAAAGAUUAAAUAAAUGAGCUAAGUACACCGUUGUGGCCUGCACUUGUUCUCCUCUGUCAUGAGAGAUUAUUGCUAAUGAAACUUACAAAGGCUUUCUUAGAGGAAUAUUACGGAAGUAAUCAUUUUGUCGUCUUUUCAGGGAAAAUUUGAAAGGUAAACACUUUACAGAUAAGAGAUAACCGGAUCACUGUUAUUUCAUAUUUCACUGACUUGAUAUGUAUUGUUUAAUAAGCUCCUUCCCCCUUCCAGUGACACAAUAUUACCUGACAGAAAAAACAG
Messenger RNA from Menidia menidia (Atlantic silverside), 2557 nucleotides. The record is from the annotation of a GenBank genome assembly. NCBI's taxonomy places the organism in Eukaryota, Metazoa, Chordata, Actinopteri, Atheriniformes, Atherinopsidae.